Molecule: messenger RNA, 4687 nt
Organism: Chrysemys picta bellii (western painted turtle)
Lineage: Eukaryota; Metazoa; Chordata; Testudines; Emydidae
Gene: XKR7
Product: XK related 7
Biological process (GO): apoptotic process involved in development; phosphatidylserine exposure on apoptotic cell surface; engulfment of apoptotic cell
Cellular component (GO): plasma membrane
Source: RefSeq, a predicted model, not a curated record
AUGGAGUGUAGCCAUGGUGAGCUGUCUAUCCUCAGUCCAGGAAAACUGAUGGCUGUGGAGAAGGAGGAAAAUGAACAUAGAAGCCCCUUGGCGGCCGCCCCGCCGGCGCCCCGCGCCUACAGCCUGCUGGACUGCUGCUGGGUGCUGUGCGCCCUGCUCGUCUUCUUCUCGGACGGGGCCAGCGACCUGUGGCUGGCGGCCGAUUACUACCUGCGGCGCCAGCUCUGGUGGUUCGGCCUCACGCUGCUCUUCGUGCUGCUGCCCUCGCUCGUGGUGCAACUGCUCAGCUUCAGGUGGUUCGUCUACGACUACGCGGCGCCCCGAGCCCCCGGGCCGGCCGCGAACCCGGCCGCGGCCCCCGCCGCCAGCACCAAGGACAGCGGCUGCACCAAGGACAGCGGCCGGCCCGGCUCCGCGCUCCUCUCGCCUCCCCCCGCCCCGGCCCCCAGCGCCUACCGGACCCGGGGCUGCUGCCGCCUCUGCAUCUGGAUCCUGCAGUCCCUCAUCCACCUCCUGCAGCUGGGACAGGUCUGGAGGUACCUCCGGACCCUGUACCUCGGCCUCCAGAGCCGCUGGCAGUCAGAGCACAGGCAGCGCCACUUCUUCUGGAGGAUGAUGUUUGAGAGCGCGGACAUCAGCAUGCUGCGGCUGCUGGAGACCUUCCUGAAGAGCGCCCCCCAGCUGGUGCUGCAGCUGAGCAUCAUGGUGCAGCAGAACAACAUCGAGCCUCUGCAGGGUCUCUCGGCCUCGGCCUCCCUGGUGUCCCUGGCGUGGAUGAUCGCCUCCUACCAGAAGGUGCUGCGGGACUCGCGGGAGGACAAGAUGCCCAUGUCCUACAAGGGGGCAGUGGUGCAGAUCCUCUGGCAUCUGUUCACCAUCGCUGCCCGCGCCAUUGCCUUCGCCCUCUUUGCCUCCGUGUUCCAGCUCUACUUUGGCAUCUUCAUCGUCACGCAUUGGUGCAUCAUGACCUUCUGGAUCAUCCAAGGGGAGACGGACUUCUGCAUGUCCAAGUGGGAGGAGAUCAUCUACAACAUGGUGGUGGGCAUCAUCUACAUCUUCUGCUGGUUCAACGUGAAGGAGGGCCGGAGCCGCUGCCGCAUGGCCAUCUACUACACCAUCACGCUGGCGGAGAACGCGGCCCUCACCGGGCUCUGGUACAUGUACUAUGACCGCCAGGCCACCUCAGACUUCGACGCCUUAAUCAUCGUCUGUGUGGUCUCCUCCAGCUUCGCCCUGGGCAUCUUUUUCAUGUUCAUCUACUACUGCCUCUUGCACCCCAAUGGGCCAGUGUUCGGCCCCCAGACCACAGGCUGCAUUUUCAAAAAGGCGCCGGCCGCCUGCGUGGGGCCCCCAGAGGACGUUAUAACCAGCCCCCCGCGCUCCCUGCCACGGACUACAGGGGGGGAGAGGGAAGGAGUGCCAGGGGACAGGGACAGCUGCGUGCCUGUUUUUCAGGUCAGGCCAAGCGUCCCCCCGACCCCUGUUGCCCGUGCCCCCCGGACAGAAGGGCCCGUCAUCCGAAUAGAUCUGCCCAGGAAGAAGUACCCGGCCUGGGAUGCCCAUUUUAUUGACAGGCGGCUCCGUAAGACGAUCCUAGCGCUGGAGUAUUCUUCUCCGGCUACCCCGCGCCUGCAGUACCGCAGCAUGGGGGCCUCGCAGGAGGUGCUGGAAUAUGAGACCACGGUGUAGGCCACCACGGGAGCCAUGUAACUGCCUAGCAUGCCCCCCUGCCGUGGGGCUGACACAAUGGUGCAUUUCCAGAGCCCAAGGGGGUCGCUGGUCGGAGCCCACUGGCCGCCAGCCACGCCUGGCCUUCCGCUGCGCUGGAGAGUGGCUGUUCAGUAUCUUCUUAGCAUUUUGCCUUUUGUGUUCCUUAGCACUGAUGGCCCCCCACCUCCCCGCUCUACCCCCCCAUCCCAGAGGGGUUGGCGAGGUCAGCUGGUGCUACCCCCACACUCUGCCUUGACGAGCUCUCCCUCUAGCGAUGCCAUGGCAAAGUUUUCUUCCCUGGGCCCCAGCUGCAUCCAGGCCACCUCCCUGGCAACCCCACAGACAGGCCCAGAGGAGUCCAUCCUCCCCUCCAGGCAGGCGGCUUUGUUGGUGCUGAAAUACCUCACCCGUACCUGAGCUCAAACAGCCUGGAGCUGCCCCACGGUGUGGCCGUUAGCCACCAGCAAAGGGGCAGGGUACCUGGGGCAGGGGGGUUUGCACAGAGCCCGGCUGGAGAAGGUGGUGACUCACCACUGGUGAGCAGCUUCCCUGUGGGUGUGAGGACUGGCCGGAGCUGGGGAGCAGGGUGCGUGAGGGGCCGUGGAGUGGCGGGGUGGGGGGAGGAAUCGGGGCAGGCAGAGUGCCCUGGAUACAGAAAUGCACCACAAAUCCCCGCUGCUUUGGGCGGGGCGGGGCCUGGGAAUUGCGGCUGAGGCGUGCAGAGCUUGGGGGGAAAGGUGGGACCCUGGUUGCUGGAACACACGCUGGGUGCUGGGGCGUGCCGAGGGUGCUGGGGUAAGGUGGAGCGUGGCAGUUGAUCAACAGGCAAGAUCACAGCCACAAUCCUUUAUCAUUUGUGUAUAAAGUCUGUUCCCGCAAUUCCCCGGGCCUUGAAAUUGGGGAAUGGCCUUGGGCCCCCUCCCCCUCGCUCCUCCCACACACACCCUGAGACCCCUGCCACAGCUGUGCCAGUCCCUGGGGGCAGAUGCACUUCGGCCUCUAAGUAAAGGGGCUAUAGGAAGGUUAAUAAUCCCAGCGACCCAUGGGGUGAGCGUGGCGGAGGAUUCUCCCUAGAGUGUUGGGGUCACGAUGGAGAGAGCCCGUGGGAUCCCAAGGAGCACGUCGGCCAAGCUGGGCUGGCAGGAGCUGGAGACAACAGGGAGAAAGCUGGAGCAGAAUGGGGUGUUUGCUUGAGGCCAGGCCAAGCCAGGGCCAACAGCCCUAGCAGGAUCAACGUCAGAUUCGUACCAGUGCCAAUGGCCAAACUCCCUGGGUCUUCCGUGGGAGCGGCUGAGGGCAGUGUCGUCACGAUGCAAGAGCCCCAGGGCUGCAGCCAUGCCAGGCACCAUCACACACCCAGCGUUUGCCACUCUGCAGUGCUGGCCGUGCCAUUCCAGCUCCUGUGCAAGGGACGCAGCGGGGCCGGGCUUGAUUCCGGGGCCUUGGGUGGUAAAUGCUGCGUCUGCAGGGGCUGGGUGGGCCCUGUUGGUGCAGGGAUGCAGUGUCCCGUCACAGCUCUGCAGGCAUGGUACUGAGAGCUGAGCUGGGGGCAGUGAUCUCUCACUGGGGGGGCUGUUUCAGUUUUUUUGUGUGAACCGGCUGGUGCGUGGGGAGGGGCUUUAUCACCAGCAUGCCAUGAAAUGAACAAAGGCUCCCGCACUGUUCAGGCCAGGCCAGCAGACAGGACAAACCCCCUGUUUGCAGAUCCAUGGCCCAGAUACCGCCACCACUGAAGGACAAUGAUCCCAACAAGGCCUUUUCAAGCCAGACUUGUACGGCUUGGCAGCGGGUUGUGGCAGGUCUGUCACUGGAGACUGGGGGUGUUUUGGUUGCUUCUUCAUAUAUCUUCCUGCUUGUGUGUUUCCACAUCUGGAAACCCUGCAGGCUUUUAAAUGACUGCAGGGGAGGGUGGGGGAGAGGGGUGUCUUUUACCAUGAAGAUUAAUAGGUCACAAAGAAAGCCGUGUGCACACACCCCUCCCCCUGCAGAGGGCCAGCCCCACCUCUAUUCUGACCUGACUUCAUUGCACACACAGGUCUGAGGGAGGGCAGUGUGAGGCCUGGGCAUGCAUAGAUGCACACCUGGAUCUCGAGAGAUGAAUUUAAAAAACCCGUUAAGUGCGCAGGUGCUCCCUGAUUCCUGCAGUUGUGUGCGCAAACCGGUUCAUUGCACGGGCAAAAGGCUGAUUAGUCGCAUUUACCGAUUGGCCUGGGCAGAUGCAUUAAUCAAGAGCAGCAAUUAGGUGCCCCUUUGUCACCUGCAAUGAAGAGCUGACGCUUGCUGAAUCCCUGGCCCACAGAGAGGAUCACACAGUGCCACCUCACUGAUCCCAAAUGCCCUUCGGUCUCCCACACAGAGCGCCAGCUCCUACUCCGAGCCCCAUGAUUCCAAGGGGGGGCUGCAACCAAGGGAAGGCAGAUGAUGCCGUGAGAGCUAACGGCCUUGGCUCAGGGCUAUGCCUGAAACCCCAGACCUGCUUCAGCUGCUGGGGGAGCCCCAGCUGGCCAGGCCCAAGGCCACCUUCCAGGCUGAAAUGGGGGAAACUCAAGAGUUACGUGACAUGGCAAAAGCAUGUGGAGGUGGGGGGAAGGCAAAGCCCCUCAUCUCAUUUUAAGCCUAGCUGUAGGGUUACGGGGGGACACGCUCUACAGAGCCCCCCCUUCCCCCACCACGGACAGGCUGCUCGCACUUCCCAUGAUCAAAGCCCCACCAGUUCUCCGAGUCCCUUAUGGGAGAGUCUGAAAUAUCCAAUUUCCUGUUUCUUUUUGCCCUCACCCUUGGAUUUAACCCUUUGGCCCCUGCAGCUGUCGGCUCUCCCAGCUCUGGUCCCUGUGUUCAUUCCAGUGGUUCUGCAGCCGGCUUACCCUGUGUCCUCUUACACAGCUGAGCAGCUUGUGACUGGCACCGACGGGGGCACAGGGGGACCUGGGUCACUGCUCACACAGGGGGAUAUCCGAGUCUCCUCUCCUGUAGCCGG